Messenger RNA from Toxoplasma gondii ME49, 2982 nucleotides. RefSeq lists its product as hypothetical. NCBI's taxonomy places the organism in Eukaryota, Apicomplexa, Conoidasida, Eucoccidiorida, Sarcocystidae. The transcript is spliced from 4 exons. The coding region runs from base 1 to 2982 and encodes 993 amino acids. The record is from RefSeq and is a predicted model, not a curated record.
AUGGAGGAGACCAGAAUUCCACCGCACUGGGGGCUCCUCCCGCCAACCUGCCGGUGCCAGCAGGCCCCGCUGCUCGCCGACCCUCUCGGAGAGGUCGGAAUGAACGACACCGAAGAAGAGGACGAAGGGAGUCCUUCCCCUUCUUCCGCUUCCUUCUCAUCUUCUUCCCCUUCUUCCUCCACUCCGUCUUCUCCCUCCUCUUCAUCUUCUUCAUCUUCCUCUUCUUCCUCUUCUUCAGUGGGUAUUCUAAGGACCCCUCUUGUGUCUCCUGUGUUGUGUUCUUCCUGUGGUUCGACUCUGUCUUCGAGGGAAAUUUGUUCCUCGGCCAAGCCGGAACGGGGGGAAACUGUCCAGGAUGCUGCAGCCUGUCUUGUCUUCGAAGAGAGGUAUGAGGACGAUUCUUCCUCGAUAGCUGACGCGGGUGUUUCUUCGGCUUCUCGUGAGUGCACGAUGGUCGUCGUGGAAGGUGAGCAGUCGCGAGAAGGCGACAGCGUUGCCGUGAGAGACGCAGCGAGUGAGGCAGAGGCUCCGCCCGCGGACUUGCCCUUCGAGUGUCGAGACAGUCGAGCAGCGGAGCCCGACGCGGAGAACUCGGGACGCCCGCGGCUCUCUUCGCUCUUCUCCUUCCUGUUCUCGGCGUCUCUUCUCGAACCCUCAGCGACGCGGCCGGAGGCCUCUUCUUCUCUCGUGUCUUCGCGAGGAGCUGGGGAGUCGAGGAGUUCACUUUCACUUUCUCCCGGCCUUCCGGUGCCUCCGCAUUUCCGUCUGUCGAGUCUAGUGGCUUCUCCGCGGCACUCCUUUGUCGCUUCCAGCUUGUCCACCGCUUCUGCCUCUUCUGUGGCCAUCGCGGAAGCGUCUCCAGACUUCCUCGCAGACCCGCAGCCCCCGCCGUCUGCUCUUCUCCCUUCUCUGUCCUCAAUUGAGGCUUUCCCUGAUGCGGCGCCCGCGACGCCUCUGCCCGUGCGAAACAGAGACGCGGGCGGCGCGGGACCUGGUGUACAUACACCGGAGGCGCGGCGUGUCCCCCGAAGUCCAGAAGGGCCCCGCGUCUUCCCGCGGCUCCCGAGCUGGGGUGUACAUACACCUGGGCGCGGCUGGCUCGGCGGAACAAGCCGCGCGCAGGCAGGGGAGGGGGGAGAAGGGGACUUCGAAGACUCGACUCGAGGAGAAGCAUCCUUUAUCGAGCGGGGGACGGCAGGCGAGGGAGACGCUUCCGAAAGAAGCAGCCCAGACCGUGGGAGAGAGGACGGCCGCGGCUCUCCGAGGAGGGAAGACAGGGAGUGGGUCGGACGCUCGACCUCCUUUCAGAACCUGGUGGCUGCGGAGUUGGAGGCGCGCGCAGACGACGCAGAGCGGCCGCGAUGCCGCCUCAACCUUGCAUGCCUCGCAUGGAAACUCCACGCGUGUCGCCCGAACGGGACUUCUCUGUUCUUCUUCAUCCUCUUCCUCUCAGCGGUCUGCUUUCCUCUCGUCGUCGCGGCGCGCGUUCUCUUUCCGCCGCCGAGCGUCCCGGACUACGCCAUCGCGAUCAUUCCCUUUUUUUGCUUCCAUGUCGACGCGAGUCUCAGCGACGCAGGCGUCACUCAGCUGCGUCUCCCCCUCAUGGGCCUCCACCUCAUCCCCCUCCUCGUCAUGAUUGGCUCCGCCGUCGGGGCGACCUGGGUUUGCCAUCUCGCCUGCGUUCCUUUCUUCCUCAUCGUCCUUUAUCGGUGGCCACGCUCCGGCUGUCUCGUUUUUGUCGUCCUUCAACUUCACUUGGAGCUCGUUCUGAUCAGCUGCGAUAUCUGCCGGAUUCCCGGUCAAGGGAGUCAAGGCUGGGUGUUGGGCGUGGUGGUGGCAUUGGUGGUGACGGUGGUUCCGUGGAUUUUCUUUUUGACGGCGAAUUCGCAGCUGCCAGAGUGUCCGGCUUCCGCGUCGUGUCUCUUCCCGUCCGCGAGCUCCGUCCUGCUCUUUUGUACGUGUCUCCUCUGGUGCCUGGCGAACGCGUUGCUCGUCGCGAAUCUCUUGUCGCUGUUCCUGAAUCAAGCGGCAGAGGCCGCGCCGGUCGUUCGCGAGAAAGAAGCCUCGCUGCUGAGGAGAGCUGUCGCGGGUUCCCAGAUGCGCCGAGAACGCACAACCGUCUCGGACGUCUCUGCUGCUUUCUUCCUCGGCGUCUCCCGCAGCGCCUGGAUGCGCGCCGCGGCAUGCUUCACCGCCGCCGGCCUCGGCCUCUCCGUCUUCCUCUUCGUAUACGUCUUCAGAGACAGUCUCCUCCCGCGGCCGACUCGUCGCAUGCAGCGCUCGCGGAGUUUGUCGGUGACGAGUGCGGUGUACGCGGACCGGCUGAGGUCCGUCAGCGAUGGCUUGGAACGUGACUCGGAGAGCGGCGAGAGCGACGGCGACCCCCAGGCUCCCGCCAGAGCAUUCAGUCAACUCAGCGACCUCCGCAGAGACUUCCUCCGAACCGGCUCUGCGGAGAGUCACGGAGACCGACUCGCGCUCUACGUCAGAAGCUUCGACCUCGGCAGAGGAGACAACGGUCGAGGAAGUGUAGACAGAAGGGGAAGUGGGGCGAGAAGAGGAAGUCUGGAGACAGAAGACGACUGGAGACAAAGAGCCGUCCAGGCCGCGGAGAUUCAAAGAAAGCUGAAAACGCAUCGUCUCCCUCUGACCGUGAACGCAAGGAGACACUUUCCCCCGCACUCCUGCGAGUUGGGGGUCUCCUCGGAUGAGGUGGCGCAUGCGGUUGCUGCUUCGGAAGCUGCGAGCGUCUCUGCAGGUGGAGCAGCGGAAGCUUCUGGAGUUGAAGCACCCGCCGCCGCCCUCUGCACCAUCUGUCAAGACAUCCUGCAGGGAGGUUCUUGGGUCAGCGAAGUGCCAGGCUGCUGUCACAUUUUUCAUGCUUCUUGUCUCCAGUCAUGGCUUCUCCACAGAGGCACCUGCCCGAACUGCAACGCGGACCUCGCGGUCUCUCUGCUCGGCGCGUCCGUCGAAGUUGCGUGA